This is a messenger RNA of Drosophila ananassae, 1712 nucleotides long. RefSeq names its product ras-like protein 2 (gene Ras64B). Bases 62 to 640 code for a protein of 192 amino acids. The transcript has 3 exons. Gene Ontology annotation, molecular function: GDP binding; GTPase activity; GTP binding. Gene Ontology annotation, cellular component: plasma membrane. Gene Ontology annotation, biological process: signal transduction. Lineage: Eukaryota; Metazoa; Arthropoda; Insecta; Diptera; Drosophilidae. The record is from RefSeq and is a predicted model, not a curated record.
CCGCAAUAGCGGAGGAAAAUAAAAGAAUUUAGGUGGCCAACUGGGCGAAUAAGACUCGGAAAUGCAGAUGCAAACGUACAAAUUGGUGGUCGUUGGCGGCGGCGGCGUGGGAAAAUCGGCCAUAACGAUACAGUUCAUCCAGAGCUACUUUGUGACAGAUUACGAUCCCACCAUCGAGGACUCCUACACGAAACAGUGUGUUAUCGACGAUGUGCCAGCCAAACUGGAUAUUUUGGACACUGCUGGUCAGGAGGAGUUCAGUGCCAUGCGGGAGCAGUACAUGCGCUCCGGGGAGGGUUUCCUGCUCGUCUUCUCGCUCAACGACCAUUCCAGCUUUGAUGAGAUACCCAAGUUCCAGCGCCAGAUACUGCGCGUCAAGGAUCGCGACGAGUUCCCCAUGCUGAUGGUGGGCAAUAAGUGUGACUUGGAGCACCAGCGUCAGGUGUCGUUGGAGGAGGCGCAGAACACCAGCCGCAACCUGAUGAUCCCCUACAUCGAGUGCAGUGCCAAGCUGCGGGUGAACGUCGACCAGGCAUUCCACGAACUUGUGCGCAUUGUGCGAAAGUUCCAGAUCGCCGAACGGCCCUACAUCGAACAGGACUACAAGAAGAAGGGCAAGAGGAAGUGCUGUCUGAUGUAAAAUGAAAUUAUCGAACGGAGAAUCUCCUGGAUGCAGCAGAGGCACCCACCACUUAACGAGUAUAACACCAAAUUUCGAAACACGCGACGACUGAGCUUUGAAUUCCGUUGAGAAGACGAUAAACCAAUAACCAGUGAACGUCAGAACCGUAACCAGUAACCGCGUAACCAUGUAUUCGCGUUAACGAGCCCAAACGAAGUGCAUUUCAUACCUGCCCAGGUGCAUGCCAGGCGCAUUCAACGAAAGAAUCGAAUAAGCUUCGCCACGAAUAGCUACGAAGAAUCGAAGAAACUCAAAUCGCAAAACACAGAUACUAUACACACAAACACACACGCAUGCAUAGUUAGAUAAACAUAUAAAACAGAUUUACACGCAAAAAAACACAGAUAACAUAUAUGCAUUCAUAUAUAUAUAUAUAUAUUUCUAAAUAUAUUUUUGUAAUAUUAUUUGUUGGCCAACGACAACAAUUAAGGACGAAUGUUUUCUAUGAUUAUUACCAAUCGUGGCCGGCAAGCCAUUUGUUUUUAUAAUGCAAUAACUCCCCAGAACGUUUGUUUCGAUCAAGCCAAAACGUAAUAAUGUGUUAUUGUAAUUUGUAUUGUUAUUUAAUACUAAUAUAAACGUAUAUAUUAUAUACUGCUUACAAUCCGAUUUUUUUGUAACAAAUUGAGUGCCUCGUUCUCGCGCGUAGAAAGCUAAAAACAAAAAAUCUAUAUGUUCCGAAAUCUAAAAUCGACCUUAAAAACGCACAAUGAAAGAAUGCAUAAAUUUUUGUAUAUUAUAUUGACAACUGCAAAGCGCACAACUCAUUUUUUUUAACCAUAACCGUAAACCGUAACUCGAAACCCGUAAAUGUAACGUAUUUUUGUACAUGUCCCUAGCCAGAUAAUAUGGUUUAUUGUUCGCCAAAUGUAUUGCAACAAUUGCUUCAGCCGCAAUCUCGUUUAACUCUUAUACUGCUUAAUUUAACGAACUUAUUUAAUGGUAUAUAAAUAAAUAUAUUAUUAUAUUUAAUAUAAAACUUAUGCGCAAUUCUAAUAAACAAAUGGAGAAUCACAAACGCUUCCACAUA